CCCCGCAGAGGCUGGUCAUGCUGGGCCGUACAAUCACAUGUUGUAGAGCUUUGGCCUCAGUAACCUUUGGGAACUUGUUUCAUUUCCAAUCGAAAGGAAUAAUAGCAUUUCCCAUCCAAACAAGAUUUCAGAAUCAAAAUAUAGGGAAGAGAAUGGCAUCUGGUGGACAACAGUUCCCACCCCAAAAGCAAGAGAGCCAACCAGGGAACGAGCAUGCUAUGGACCCCACUCCACAGUCCACCAGCCUUGAAUACAGGCCCUCUGGCAAACUUGAGGGGAAGGUGGCCCUAGUGACUGGUGGUGAUUCAGGGAUCGGGAGGGCCGUGUGCCAUUGCUUUGCGCUCGAGGGAGCGAAGGUAGCAUUCACAUAUGUGAAGUCUGAGGAAGACAAGGAUGCGACCGACACCCUCUGCAUGCUCAUGCAAGUGAAGAAUAAUGACCGGGAUGUGCUGGCCCUACCGGCCGAUCUUGGCUUCAAUGAGAAUUGUAAGCGGGUCGUCGACGAGGUUGAUAAUAUGUUUGGUCGGAUUGAUAUUCUAGUGGACAAUGCCGCUGAGCAAUAUCGAUCGAGCAGCAUCGAGGAGAUCACUGAAGUAAGGCUUGAAAGGGUGUUUAGGACUAAUAUCUUCUCUUACUUCUUCAUGGUCAGGCAUGCACUCAAGCUCAUGAGAGAAGGGAGUAGCAUCAUCAACACGACGUCGGUGACUGCAUACAAGGGUAGCCCGGAGCUCCUCGACUACUCGUCGACCAAAGGAGCGAUCAUAGCGUUCACGAGGGGGCUUGCGCUGCAGCUGGUGAAGAAGGGCAUACGUGUUAAUGGGGUGGCGCCGGGGCCCGUGUGGACCCCACUUAUUCCAGCCUCAUUUAGUAAGGAGAAGGUGAAGAUCUUUGGGACAGAGGUGCCGAUGGGAAGGGCUGCGCAGCUGGAAGAGAUUGCGCCGUCCUACGUCUUCCUCGCCUCCAGUGAUUCAUCUUACUACACUGGCCAGGUCCUCCACCCAAAUGGUGGGACCAUAGUGAACGGCUAGUGUGGGAUCUCAAGUGGGCCAUCCUUCUAUGUAUCCGUUUGGAUUGUUGUAUGUAGUAGAUUUCUCAUGUUAUCAAAAGGUCUUUUGCGAGAAGCUAGCUUGAUGUGAAAAAGUAAUGUUCGUACAUAUAAUAAAGCACUUGCAUAAGAACCAUGUAUUUGAAUGUGAAGCUAUUGCGUGGUCCACCAAAGGCAUGCACAUUAGGGCCA
This is a messenger RNA of Magnolia sinica, 1237 nucleotides long. Its product is annotated as glucose and ribitol dehydrogenase-like. The transcript has 4 exons. The record is from RefSeq and is a predicted model, not a curated record. Gene Ontology annotation, molecular function: oxidoreductase activity. Lineage: Eukaryota; Viridiplantae; Streptophyta; Magnoliopsida; Magnoliales; Magnoliaceae. The coding region runs from base 18 to 1028 and encodes 336 amino acids.